AUCAGAGAGAGAGAGAAAAAAAAAGAAAGAAGAAGACAGAAGUGAGAAAGAAGAAAUGACAGUAGAAGAGGUAGGAGACGACUAUACAAAAGAUGGAACAGUUGAUCUUCAAGGCAACCCUGUUCGAAGAUCCAUUAGAGGUCGUUGGAAAGCUUGUUCCUUCGUCGUUGUGUACGAGGUGUUUGAAAGAAUGGCUUAUUACGGGAUAUCAAGCAACCUAGUGAUAUACAUGACAACCAGAUUGCACCAAGGAACGGUCAAGUCAUCGAACAAUGUGACUAAUUGGGUUGGGACUAGUUGGCUCACUCCAAUCUUGGGUGCUUAUGUUGCAGACGCUCAUCUUGGUCGCUACAUCACUUUCGUCAUCUCUUGUGCUAUCUAUUUCUCGGGGAUGAUGGUGUUAACACUAUCAGUAUCAAUACCAGGACUUAAGCCACCAGAGUGUUCCGCAGCUAAUGUGGAAGAUUGCAAAAAAGCCUCAGUUUUACAAUUAGCAGUCUUCUUUGGAGCAUUAUACACUUUAGCAAUCGGUACGGGCGGUACAAAACCGAACAUAUCAACCAUAGGAGCCGACCAGUUCGAUGUGUUCGACCCAAAGGAGAAGAUUCAAAAGCUAUCGUUCUUUAAUUGGUGGAUGUUUAGUAUCUUCUUUGGUACUCUCUUUGCCAACACUGUUCUUGUCUAUGUUCAAGAUAAUGUUGGCUGGACCUUAGGUUAUGGACUUCCAACAUUGGGUUUGGCUAUUUCCAUUUCCAUUUUCUUGAUGGGUACUCCGUUUUAUCGUCACAAACUUCCCACUGGUAGCCCUUUCACCAAGAUGGCUCGAGUCAUCGUGGCUUCGUUUCGCAAAGCCAAUGCACCGAUGGCUCAUGACUCCACGAGCUUCCACGAGCUGCCUUCACUUGAAUAUGAGCGUAAAGGCGCCUUUCCGAUUCAACCCACUCCAAGUUUACGAUUCUUAGACAGAGCUUCACUAAAAACAGGAACAAAUCAUAAAUGGAAUCUAUGUACAACCACAGAAGUGGAAGAAACAAAACAAAUGCUAAGAAUGUUACCGGUCUUGUUCAUAACUUUCGUCCCAAGCAUGAUGCUCGCUCAAAUCAACACGUUGUUUGUUAAACAAGGAACCACUCUAGACCGAAAGGUCACUGGAUCUUUCAGCAUCCCACCAGCGAGUCUCUCCGCAUUUGUCACACUCUCAAUGCUUAUUUCCAUAGUUAUAUACGAUCAAGUCUUCGUCAAGCUAACCCGAAAAUUCACGGGUAAUCCAAGAGGCAUAACUUUGCUUCAACGAAUGGGAAUAGGUCUUAUCUUUCAUAUCCUCAUUAUGAUCGUCGCAUCUGUUACUGAAAGGCAUAGACUCAAGAUCGCUGCUGAUCAUGGUCUCAUCCACCAAACAGGAGUAAAACUACCUUUAACUAUCUUUGUUUUGCUUCCUCAAUUCGUGCUAAUGGGUAUAGCUGAUUCGUUUUUAGAAGUCGCAAAGCUCGAGUUUUUCUACGAUCAAGCUCCCGAGAGCAUGAAAAGCCUCGGGACAUCGUAUUCGACAACGAGUUUAGCGGUUGGGAAUUUCAUGAGCAGUUUCUUGUUAUCAACAGUGUCCGAGAUAACGAAGAAACGAGGAAGGGGUUGGAUUUUGAAUAAUCUUAACGAGUCUAGGUUGGAUCAUUAUUACCUCUUCUUUGCGGUACUCAAUCUUGUUAACUUUGUCUUGUUCUUGGUCGUGGUUAGGUUUUAUGUUUAUAGAGCUGAGGUUACUGAUUCUGUGGAUGUCAAAGAAGAGGAAAUGAAAGAACAUGAAUGACAUAUGAUGAAUAAUACUAUAGUUUUUUUCUAUACCA
Capsella rubella is the source of this 1841-nucleotide messenger RNA. Its product is annotated as protein NRT1/ PTR FAMILY 5.2. Gene Ontology annotation, molecular function: dipeptide transmembrane transporter activity; tripeptide transmembrane transporter activity. Bases 56 to 1804 code for a protein of 582 amino acids. Gene Ontology annotation, biological process: transmembrane transport; dipeptide transport. The record is from RefSeq and is a predicted model, not a curated record. Gene Ontology annotation, cellular component: membrane. The transcript is spliced from 5 exons. Lineage: Eukaryota; Viridiplantae; Streptophyta; Magnoliopsida; Brassicales; Brassicaceae.